Messenger RNA from Glossina fuscipes, 1938 nucleotides. RefSeq names its product CD109 antigen-like. Gene Ontology annotation, cellular component: extracellular region. The record is from RefSeq and is a predicted model, not a curated record. The transcript is spliced from 3 exons. The annotation marks the transcript as partial. Lineage: Eukaryota; Metazoa; Arthropoda; Insecta; Diptera; Glossinidae.
AUUGCGAUACCAGUUAUUAUUUUCAACUACAUGGAUAAAACAUUGGAUGCAGAAAUCACUAUGGACAAUACCGACAAGGAGUACGAUUUCACCGAAGUGUCCAAUGAAAUUGAAGAAUCCAUUUUGAGCACGCAAAAGAGAAUGAAACGGGUAUCGGUACCUCCGAAUAGCGGAGAAAGCGUAUCCUUUAUGAUACGUCCAGCCGUAGUAGCAGAUAUAGAAUUGAAAAUUAGCGCUGCAUCUCAGUUGGCAGGGGACGCUAUACAUAAAAAACUGAAAGUAGAAGCUGAGGGUGUCACCCAAUACGAAAAUCAAGCCCUUUUCUUAAAUUUGGAGAAACCACAGAAAGCUUCGCUAGAAGUCGAUAUACCCCCGGAGGCUGUUAAAGAUUCUGAAUAUGUGGAAUUCUCUGUUGUUGGUGAUCUCUUGGGUCCUACUAUGAACAGACUUAACGAGCUUGUACGUAAGCCCUACGGUUGUGGUGAGCAGAAUAUGGUUAACUUCGUGCCCAACAUAUUGGUCUUACACUACUUGGAAGCCUUGCAGAUUGAUAUGCCAAAUGUAGCGAGCAAAGCUAAAAACUUCUUAGAAAUUGGUUAUCAACGUGAGUUGACCUAUAAACACAGAAGCGGUGCAUAUAGCGCUUUUGGCGAAGAUAGAAGCACGCCGAAUACUUGGUUAACCGCUUAUGUGGCUCGUUCCUUUAUCCAGGCAACUAAAUACACGACCAUUGAUGAAAAAGUUAUCCAACAAGCUUUCGACUUCCUAAUUGCUAACCAGGAGAAAAGCGGCCAAUUUAAGCAAACUGGUCAUCUCUUCAGUCCAACUCAUCAGAAUGAUGUUGGAUUCAAUGCUUAUGUGCUGUUGGCCUUCCUAGAAAGUGAAAAAUACGCGGAGCUAUAUCAAAAGCAGAUUGAAAAAUGCCUCGAAUACGUAGUAAGCCAACUGGAGAAUGAAAAGAAUUCUUACGCUCUAUCUAUAGCUGCAGCUGCUUUGCAUAAAGCCAAUCAUACGGCUGCGGAUAGAGUGCUGGAAAAGCUACAGGCAGAAGCCAAGGAGGAAAACGGUUUCAAAUGGUGGACUAGUGCGAACCGCAAUGAUAUUGAAAUCACUGCCUAUGCGUUACAAACUUUGGUUGACACGGAAGGCAUUAACCACAUUUUACCAAUUAUCAAGUGGUUAAUCGGUCAGCGUAACAGCAAUGGUGGUUUCGACUCUACUCAAAACACUGUAGUAGGUCUUGAGGCACUUAUUAAAUUCUCUAAGAAAUUUUCAAUUACUGGAAACAGCAAAAUGUCGAUAACAUUCAAAGCUUUUGACGAUGGAAAGAAAGAACUUACCCAACAUAGGUUUGAGGUGAACAAAAACAACUCAUUGGUCCUCCAAACGCACGUGUUACCGAAAUCCACGCGUUCAUUAAGUUUGGAAGCUGAAGGUGCUGCUUCUUCGUUAAUUCAACUUUCGUAUCAAUACAACUUGGCAACCAAAGACGAUAGACCUGGAUUCAAACUAGACAUUAAGCCGAAAAUUUUGCCAUCGCAACAGCUGCAGAUUAAUAUUUGCGCAAAUUACCAACCGGCUGUUGACGAUGAAAUCAACGAAUCGAAUAUGGCUGUCAUGGAAGUUGCUCUACCGUCUGGUUAUGUCGCCGACAGUGAGAAGUUGAACGAUAUACUUGCUGCCGACCGUGUUCAACGCAUCGAUACCGAAAGCUCUGAUACAAAAGUGAUCGUUUACCUUGAUGGCUUAGUGGAAGAUGAACAAGUAUGUGUUACUAUUGUGGCAGACAAAGCUUUUGCUGUUGCUAAGCAGAAACCAGUUCCCGUCACUCUGUAUGAUUAUUACAAUAGUGCAUACCGUGGAACCGAAUAUUAUCGAAUUGAAUCUUCGUUGUGUGAUAUUUGCGAGGGAGAUGAUUGUGGAACUGCAUGUAAAUGA